Messenger RNA from Prosopis cineraria, 2631 nucleotides. RefSeq names its product type I inositol polyphosphate 5-phosphatase 2-like. NCBI's taxonomy places the organism in Eukaryota, Viridiplantae, Streptophyta, Magnoliopsida, Fabales, Fabaceae. The record is from RefSeq and is a predicted model, not a curated record. The transcript is spliced from 10 exons. Gene Ontology annotation, biological process: phosphatidylinositol dephosphorylation. Bases 428 to 2335 code for a protein of 635 amino acids. Gene Ontology annotation, molecular function: inositol-polyphosphate 5-phosphatase activity; phosphatidylinositol-4,5-bisphosphate 5-phosphatase activity; phosphatidylinositol-3,4,5-trisphosphate 5-phosphatase activity.
ACACACAUUUUUGACAAAUUGCUGCGUUUGAGUGUUCUAGCGAAAACGACAUUCACUGUCGCUGGCCUUCCAUUUUAGUUCUUUCAAAAAUUGUUUUAAUAAAAUCAUUGUUGUUAUGCGUGAGAACCAAUAGCAUUCAAUUUCGUCUGCGAGUUGGGGUCAUGGAUGUCUGACUGAUAUGAUCACAUACUUUCUGUCAGGGUCCUGAGAGGGAUCUUGGUUCUAUUGGGCGUUCAAAUUAAUAAUCCCAGCUUUGUUUUGUUAUAAUCAGGGAAGAGAAAACCUCUUAUUUAAAUGUUAACUGCCAAAUGGUUCCUACCAAAUGUCUGUGACUGCUUCCAUAUUUAAGAGCUUCUGCUUUGAUCCUCUGCCUCAAUGCAUGAGUGAUUUGGGGUUCUGUCUGUUGUAACCUUUUGACUUUGUAGACAUGAAAGCAAGGAAAGGAAAACGCUCGGAGGCCUUUUGGCCUUCCCUCGUGAUGAAGAAAUGGUUAAAUAUAAAGCCGAAGGUGUACGAUUUCAGUGAAGAUGAAGUGGAAACUGAAACCGAGAGUGAGGACGACGCUUACUCUGCCAAAGGACCAAGAGUGCGCAUGCGUGAAGACAAUUCGCAUAGAAUGCAAAAGAUCCAAUCAGAAUUCUCAUGUCAAACAUCAGGCAAUACUUCAUUUCCUCCCGACGAUAUGCCUUCUAAGGGUUACAAGACAAGACACAGAAGAGGAAAAUCAGAAACUCUGCGUGUUCAGUAUAUUGAUACGAAGGAGAUAAGGGUAACCGUUGGAACUUGGAAUGUUGCUGGAAGAGUUCCCAGUGAAGAUCUUGAGAUCGAUGAUUGGCUUUGUACCGAUGAUCCUGCAGAUAUGUACAUUAUUGGUUUCCAAGAAGUAGUCCCUUUGAAUGCUGGCAAUGUACUGGGAGCAGAGGAUAAUACACCUAUCCCAAAGUGGGAGGCAAUCAUUCGAAGAACUCUGAACAAAUCUUCUCAAACUGAAUGCAAAAUCAAAAGCUACAGUGCCCCUCCUUCUCCAGUAUUGAGGACUUCCUCAGCAGCUGAUGUUCUAGCAGACAAUAUAGAUGCUAAUCCAUUAGAUAUGAUGGGUGAGAAGUUUGUAGAAACCCUAAAAAAUAAUGAGUUGGAAUACCAGGAAGUGAAGAAGGCCAUUGAUAUAGGAAAGAAUUUACACUUGAGAAGAAUAUAUGGCAUUGAUCUUCAGACUAGCCUUGACUGGCCUGAACGCCCAUUAGAUGCAUUCCCUCAAGCUGUCGAUUCCAAUUCAAAAUUGCGGAGAGUACUAAGCAGCUCAGCUAGAAUUGGCUUUAAUUGGACGGAAAAUGCUUUAAGAUAUGGCGAAGGGAUGAAGCGUUCUCACCACAGUCAUGGGAACCUAGGCUUGAUCUGGAAAGAGGAGAAAGUGAUGCCAAGAGAAGUAAUUGAUUCCCACUCUGAUGUAUCUGACAUAUCUGACGAGGAAGAUGAUACUCUCUUUGAGUUACCAAAGAACCAAGAGGAUGAUGGAUUGGGCACUGUGAAAUCACGUCCGAGAUAUGUUCGAAUCGUCAGCAAGCAGAUGGUAGGGAUAUAUGUAUCAGUUUGGGUGCAAAGGAAGUUGAGAAGGCGCAUUAAUAAUUUGAAAGUUUCUCCCGUUGGAGUUGGUCUAAUGGGCUACAUGGGAAACAAGGGGUCUGUUUCAGUAAGUAUGUCUCUCUUUCAAACACGUCUGUGCUUUGUCUGUUCCCAUCUGACUUCUGGUCAAAAGGACGGAGCUGAACAUAGGCGAAACUCUGAUGUCAAUGAAAUUCUACGACGCACCUGCUUCUCAUCUGUCUUUGAUACUGAUCAACCACGAACAAUCCCAUCUCAUGAUCAGAUUUUCUGGUUUGGGGAUUUGAAUUAUCGAAUCAGUAUGUUGGACAGUGAUGCAAGGAAACUGGUGGCUCUGAAGAAGUGGGAUGAACUGAUGAAUAAUGAUCAGCUAAGCAAAGAACUGCGUCUUGGGCAUGUAUUUGAUGGAUGGAAAGAGGGGUUGAUAAACUUCCCUCCAACUUACAAGUACGAAAUUAACUCUGACAGAUAUGUUGGUGAGAACCCAAAAGAAGGAGAAAAGAGGAGAUCUCCUGCAUGGUGCGAUCGAAUAUUGUGGCUAGGAAGAGGAAUAAAGCAACUUUCAUAUGAUCGUGCAGACAUAAGGAUAUCAGAUCAUCGACCAGUUCGUUCAAUAUUCUCUCUAGAAGUUGAAAUAUUUGACCAUCGCAAGCUUCAAAGAGCUCUAAAUGUCAACAGUGCAGCAGUACAUCCUGAAGUCUUCCUUCAUGAAGAAGGGGAAUUGAUGCAUUAAAGAAGCAUCGUUUUUGGGAGUUUCUGCAUACUUUGGAUAUCAAGCAUUUUGAGAGGUUGAUAAACAGAGAAGUCAUUGAGAUAGUUAUAACAAACAAAUGUACAGGGUAUACAUAGGAUGACAUGAACUUUCUUUUCUUUGUUUCGUUGUUCCUUGGUAGACAACGAUUAUGUUUUUGAUCUAAUCAGUUGUGUAUCCCAUUAAUUCCUGUUUUGCCCUUUGACCAUGAACUUCAGAGUGUAGUCUGCCUUCUGUAAAUUAGACACUUUUUAAAUAAACUAACACUUUCACUUCAA